AUGGCCAUCUUGUUGGUCUCGUUAACUCUUUCAGAAAGAAGAACAACCCUAGUUGAUGCUUUGAGAUUGUUUCAGAUAUCAGAAGUAGAUGAAGAAGAGAAGAAGAAAUCGCUGUUGUUGUUGAAGAACAACCCUAGUCUCGCUGCUGUUGAAGAAGUUCAGACAGUAGAAGCGGACGCUUCUAACGCUUCUUCUCGCUUCACCGCUUCUCGCUUUUUACAAAGAAGCGGUCGCUUUUUGGUACCAGACUCGCUUCAAAGACCUGAAGCGCCCCCUCACGCUUCGCCUCGCUUGUCGCUUAAAGAUCAAAAGAACAAUGAGCUGUACAAUGAAUUCCUUCUGCCCAGCUUCUUUAUACCGAAAAAAGAGUUAUCUGAGGCAAGGAUAUUUCAGGGAAGAAGACGUGGCACUGAUCAUUCUGUGAUUUCAUCUCUCAGCAUCCACUCCCUGGCUGAAACAAAUGGCUCGGAAAACAGUGAAACUGAAUCUUACUGUUUGUCAGAUGCUGGGUUGACUGCUGUUGCUGCUGGAUUUACUAAGCUUGAAAACCUGAGCUUAGUAUGGUGUUCUAAUGUGACACAUGUGGGGCUGAGGUCUAUAGCUGAGAGGUGUAUGUCCUUGAAGUCUUUGGAUUUACAGGGCUGUUAUGUUGGAGAUCAAGGUUUAGCAGCUGUUGGGGAGUUCUCCAGGCAACUUGAAGAUUUGAAUUUGCGAUUCUGUGAAGGCCUAACUGAUGCAGGCUUGAUUAAAUUGGUUGCUGGUUGUGGUAAAACAUUGAAAUCGAUCAGUCUGGCUGCCUGUGCAAAAGUAACUGACACCUCCUUGGAAACUGUCGGAUCUCAUUGUAAAUCUCUGGAGUCCUUGUCACUAGACUCAGAGUAUAUCCAUGACAAAGGUGUACUUGCUGUUGCCCAAGGAUGCCGUCAGUUGAAGUUUCUGAAGCUACAAUGCAUCAAUGUUACAGAUGAUGCUCUGCAAGGCGUUGGCACUUGCUGCUUGUCGUUGGAGUUGUUGGCUCUUUACAGUUUCCAAAUAUUUACGGACAGGAGUCUGUGUGCUAUUGGUAAAGGCUGCAAACAGUUAAAGUCUCUUACCUUGAAUGAUUGUACUUUCUUAAGUGACAAAGGCUUGGAGGCGGUUGCAGUUGGUUGCUCCAGCCUCACGCAUCUUGAAGUUAAUGGCUGCCACAAUAUAGGAACAUAUGGACUGGAGUCUAUUGCAAGAUCUUGCACGCAUCUCUCUGAGUUGGCCUUGCUGUACUGUCAAAGAAUUGGUAAUUUCGCAUUGUCCGAGAUUGGAAGAGGGUGCAAGUUCUUGCAAGCUUUGCAUUUGGUAGAUUGUGCGAGUAUUGGGGACGAAGCCAUAUGUUCUAUAGCUAGAGGAUGCUGUAACCUCAAAAGGCUCCACAUCCGUCGAUGCUAUGAGGUCGGAAAUAAGGGAAUUAUAGCUGUUGGUGAGAACUGUAAAUUUCUUACAGACCUUAGCCUUCGGUUCUGUGAUAGAGUAGGGGAUGAAGCACUUGUGGCUAUUGCUGAAGGUUGCUCUCUGCAUCAUUUGAAUGUAAGUGGCUGCCACCAAAUUGGGGAUGCUGGAAUAAUAGCCAUAGCAAGAGGAUGCCCUGAACUUAGUUACUUGGAUGUGAGUGUUCUCCAGGAUUUGGGGGAUACGGCCAUGGUGGAGCUAGGUGAAGGAUGCCCUUUGUUGAGGGAUAUUGUUCUGUCCCACUGUCGUCGAAUAACAGAUGUAGGUUUAAGUCAUCUUGUGAACAAGUGUACCUUGCUGGAAACUUGUCACAUGGUCUAUUGCCCCGGUAUUACUGCUGUUGGAGUAGCCACGGUGAUCACAAGCUGCACAAAUAUGAAGAAAGUUCUUGUUGAGAAAUGGAAAGUGAGCCCAAGGACCAAAAGGAGAGCAGGAUCCAUUAUCUCCUAUCUCUGUGUUGAUCUGUAGAUCUCUUUACACUUGUUACUACUCUACUUCUUGCAGCCCCAAUCAACAGCAGCAGGGUUAAAGCAGACUAUCCCUGUGAAUAGCCAGUUUAAGGUACAAAUUGCCCCGACACACAGAAGGCGCCUAAUGUCGUGACAGUUUGUCUUUUACUUUCUCAUUCUCAUGUGUAAUGUUUUCUCAGUGUUUUUUUUUCAAAUCUCACAGGAAUGUGUUUGUUGAUUGACUUAUUGUAGAAUCUGUCUCUUGUUAUUUUAUUUGCUUAUUCUAUUCAAGGUAUGGGGUGGGUGUGAGGCUUGUUCCCUUCAGAUGUGUAGGAUAAAAUGGUCAAGGCAGCCAUGCUUGUGCUAUGCUUUUUCAAGGGUAUGCUGCUGCCAAAGCCCAUUUUUGUCUUAUGGGUCUUUCUGGCAUUCGCAUAGAUUAAGUGCAGAGGUGCAGUACUGAAUGCAUAAUGUAAAUGUUGCUUUGUAGUGGAAGAAGCUGAUAUGGGAGCACAUUCUGAAACAACUCUUCCAUGUUUCGAUGGUAGAUGUUCUGUUCUGUUCUGUUCGAAGCAGCUCUAGAAUUGAAUUUGGCAGAGAUUGGACCACUACAUGCAAUUCUUUUAUGAUCGUGUGUAUUCAUGUAAGAGUCACAAGGUAUGCAAUUCUUUUAGAGGAAAAGGUUACAAAAAAAUGCUGUUAGAACCGUAGAUGUUACAUGAAUCUCUACCAAAUGAACAACUUGAAAGGAGUAUUGGUUUUCUGGAAAAAGUUCCUUUUUACA
Messenger RNA from Nicotiana tabacum (common tobacco), 2712 nucleotides. The record is from RefSeq and is a predicted model, not a curated record. NCBI's taxonomy places the organism in Eukaryota, Viridiplantae, Streptophyta, Magnoliopsida, Solanales, Solanaceae.